Messenger RNA from Sphenostylis stenocarpa, 1419 nucleotides. NCBI's taxonomy places the organism in Eukaryota, Viridiplantae, Streptophyta, Magnoliopsida, Fabales, Fabaceae. The record is from the annotation of a GenBank genome assembly.
AUGGUUGAGCUUUUGGCUGUGAUACUAACUCUCUUCUCAGGCCUUGCCUUUGUGUAUCUUCUCAAAUAUGUUACCAAAAGUAAACAAGAUUUCCCACAAAAACUGCCCCCUGGAAGCAUGGGGUGGCCCUUUUUGGGGGAGACACACGGCUUUCUCAAGUCUCAUAGAUCAAACUCCUUGGGAAGCUUCUUACAAGAACAUUGCUCUAGGUACGGGAAAGUGUUCAAGUCGCAUCUGUUUGGUUCUCCCGCCAUAGUUUCAUGUGACUUUGAGUUCAACAUGUAUGUUCUUCAGAAUGAAAGGAAGUUACUCCCUGUUGAUUACCCCAAGGUGAUGCAUAACAUCCUGGGGAAGUUCUCUCUCAUUCUUGUCAAAGGAGACCUUCACAGGAAGCUAAGAAGUACCGUUAUUAGUUUUGUCAGUGCAACAAAGUACGAAACCCAAUUUCAUCGCUGUGUGGAAAUGCUUGUACUUUCAAGGAUUAAUUCUUGGGAUACAAACUCCAAACAAGUUGCUUUCUAUAAAGAAGCUAAAAGGUUUACGAUCAAUGUUAUGAUGAAACACCUACUAGACAUUAAUCCUUAUGACACAGUAGCCUCCAAGAUUCUUGAAAACUUUGAGAACUACAUCAAAGGAUUUAUUUCAUUGCCGAUAAAUAUACCCGGGACUGCAUAUUUCAAAGCUUUGCAGGCUAGAAUAAGACUUACGGCCAUUAUCAAAGGUAUUAUAGUUGAGAGACGAAAAUGUAAUCAUGUGAGGCCUGCGCAAGGAGGGGACCUCUUGAAUGUGAUCUUGUCAAAGGAUAAUCUAAGUACUGAAGAGAUGGUGAGCCUUGUGUUAGACCUCUUGUUUGGAGGUUAUGAGACAACUGCAAAACUUUUAUCCUUGAUUGUCUAUUUCCUUGGUGGAGCCUCUAAUGCUUUACAAAGGUUGAAGGAAGAACAUCAAGAGAUAAGGAAAAGAAAAAAGGAAGGGGAACCACUUAACUGGGAUGAUUAUAAGCAAAUGGAGUUCACUCAAAAUGUGAUAAACGAAGCCAUGAGAUGUGGUAAUGUAGUCAAAUUUUUGCACAGGAAAGCCGUUGAAGAUGUCAAAUUCAAAGAUUAUGUGAUACCCGCAGGAUGGAAGGUUCUUCCUGUCUUGUCUUCUGGACAUUUGGAUCCCACCCUUUUUGAAAAUCCUUUGGAGUUCGAUCCCUUUCGGUGGGAUGACAAUUCGACAAGCAAGCAAGUGGCACCAUUUGGUGGGGGUCCACGAUUCUGUCCAGGGGCUGAUCUUGCAAAAUUGGAGACAGCAUUCUUCCUCCAUCAUCUUGUCCUUAAUUAUAGAUGGAAAAUCAAGGGUGAUGAUCCCCCACUUGCUUUACCGUAUGUGGAAUUCACAGGAGGGCUGCUAUUGGAUCUUGAACCCACAGGCUGA